Molecule: messenger RNA, 2193 nt
Organism: Rangifer tarandus platyrhynchus (Svalbard reindeer)
Lineage: Eukaryota; Metazoa; Chordata; Mammalia; Artiodactyla; Cervidae
Source: the annotation of a GenBank genome assembly
AUGGAGGCUCCCAAGAAGGAAGACAUUCUUCUGUUGGCUGAUGAAAAGUUUGACUUCGACCUUUCGUUGUCUUCUUCAAGUGCCAAUGAAGAUGAUGAAGUCUUUUUUGGACCUAUUGGCCAUAAAGAAAGAUGUAUUGCUGCCAGCUUAGAAUUAAAUAAUCAAAUUCCCGAAGAACCUCCUUUGCCAGCUUCUGAAAGACACUUCACCUGGAGUCCACUCACAGGGGAAAAGUUUGUGGAAGUUUAUAAAGAAGCUCACUUACUGGCCUUCCAGAUACAAAGCAACGGCAGAACCAAGGCGGCCCAGGCCGCCCAGCCCGAAGACCCUGGGAGCCAGGGAGUGGAAAGAUUCAUACAGGAGUCAAAACUCAAAAUAAACCUCUUUGAUAGAGAAAACGAAAUGAAGAAAAGCCCCAAGUCACUUAAGCGGGAGACGUACUGCCUGUCGGACGGCCUCUGGAGGGCACCUCUGCUCCGGGGCACUCAGCCCGCCUCCACCACAGCCCUGCCAGCCUCUCCUGCCCAGGCCAGCCGCCCCGAGACCUCGGGGAUGCCACCCGCCUCGUGCCCUUCUCUGCCAGCAGAGACCAGUGCUGCUCAGCCUCCGAACCAGGCCGGGGCUCAGAAGAAGGUUGCCAGCAAGUUGCCGCCACCCCGAACCUCGUCCCUUCGAGGAAAGAGCCUUCAUUCGGCCAUGGAGAAGCCUGCGAGAGAGAAACCAGCUAGUCCUCCCGGGAUGAAAAUCCAAGAUGAAAAGGACGCCCAUGGCAGCAUGCCCCCGGACAAGCCCAGCACCGCCCGGGACGUCGCCAGCCUGCCCGCCAGUGGGAGCCACCUGGUCCCAGGCAAGCGGUCGCUCCCAGUUCCAAACAAGUCCGGGCCGAAGAAGACCAUGCUGAAGCCACCUGGAUGCGCUGGUGGCCUGGUGGGAAGGUGCUCGUCGGCUUCUGUCUCGGGCCUGAGCUCCGCUGCCUGUGCUUCUCCUGCGGCUGGCAGAGCUAAACCAAGUGAACGUCCAGGCAUCUCUGCAGACAGUGCCCGGUCAAGCUCCAGCCAGACGGGCAGAACGGGGCAUGGCCUGCCACGGCCGUCCCUGAAGGCGGGCCCCGGGGGCAUGGCCUGCAGGCAAAGCCAGAGGCCAGGGGCUGCGGAGUGGCCUGCGGAGCGGCCUGCGGAGCAGCCCAGGGGGCCCCCCAGAGCAGCCCUCCCCCAGCCCCAGACCCCGGACCAGGGAGGCCCUGGGCCGAGCUCUCACUGUGGUUUGCCACAGUCUUCUGAAAGGGACAAGACUGGGGGCACAGUGAGGCGCGGUGCCCGCCUGAGCUCCAAGGUGAAGGCUGUGCCUGCCCAUACGGAUCAGUUUAGAAUUCCCAGGCUUUCCACUGGUGAACCCCCGGAUGGUGCAACGCCGAAGUCCUGUCGGGCGCAGAGGCCACAGUCCUGCACAUCGGUGGGGAGGGUGGCCCACAGCACUCCCGUGAGGUGGUCCUCAGCCGCACAGAGCCUGGUCAGCAGCGUGAGGACCCCCGUGAGCACGAGGCGCCUGCCGGCCCUGCCUGCGCCUGCCGGCCGCCGGCUCUCCAGCCUCCCUCUGGCAACCCCCACGCCCAGGCCCAGGCCUCUGGCUUCUCCCCUGCCUGAGUCUGCUCUGCGACUCUCUUCUGAGCCCCAGAAAAAAUCCACAGUGAGAACUGCGCCCGCCAGGGAGGGCGACGGCCAGCCUGCGUCCAGGCGCCCUGACUCGUCCCCUGACGGGAGCUGCUCGCCUCCGUCUGCUGUGCCGCAGGCACUGGACUUUUCUCCAGAAAAGAGUGAUUUUACUUUUUCACAAAGUAUCACCGCAGAAGUCGCCCUGGACGAAGCACAGCCCCCUGAAGCCACAGCCCCCAGUGAGGCUCUCCUCGUGGAUGUCAAACUGGAUCAACUCAACCUCACCGUGGAGGCUGUGGCCACAGCCCUGGAUGACCGCCCGCUCAUCGACUUCUGCAGGAGCCCCGAGGCAGUUAUGGCCCUGCCGUCUGGAAGUGGGCCCCUGGUCGACCUCCUGACAAACACCCCAGAGGCGCACAGGAAGGCUGUGGCCAAGCCCCCCGACGAGGUGGGACAGCUCAUAGACUUGGCUUCCCCUCUGAUCCUGCUGAGCCCCGGUGCUGACAAGGAGAACAUGCAGUCUCCGCUCCUCAAGUUCUGA